AUGGCGUCUCCCCAAGGGCCAGUCAUUGCCACGGACAGGGACAUGGAAGCUAACAUCCUGAAUGAUCCCUCACCGACACGCUUGUCCGGUACAGACGCUUCCGGCGCCGACACUUCCGGCGCCGAUAGCAUCGGCGAAAAGCCGGCCACUGUUCCAGGAACUGCACCUGCCGCGCCACUAGGACCUCCUCCGCCGCCCAAUGGUGGCACUCGCGCAUGGAUGCAGGUUCUCGGUGCCUUCUUCAUCAACUUCAAUACCUGGGGCAUCGUCAACUCGUACGGCGUCUUCCAGUCCUACUACUCGGCCAAUUUACUGGCCACAUCUACCGAGUCGGCCAUCUCGUGGAUCGGCAGCAUCCAAGCGUUCCUCAUGCUCGUCAUUGCGGUGUUGUGCGGCCGAGCCCUCGAUGCGGGUUACUUUUACACGGACAUCCUCAUCGGCUCGUUCCUCGAGGUCUUUGGCACCAUGAUGACCUCGAUCUGCAAGGAAUACUGGCAGGUCUUCUUGGCCCAGGGCAUUGUCGUGGGCAUCGGUGCCGGCAUGGUCUUCAUCCCCGGCGUCGCCAUUGUUGGCACCUACUUCUCGACGCGCCGCGCCACCGCCAUUGGCAUCGCGGCCACCGGCUCGUGCAUUGGCGGCAUCAUCUACCCUAUUGCGCUGCGUCGCCUCAUCAUCAACAUCGGCUUCGGCUGGGCCGUCCGCGUCAUGGGCUUUUUGAUGCUGGCCACGCUUAUCAUUGCCGUUGCCGUGAUGAAGCCGCGCCUGCCGCCACGCAAGUCGGGUCCGCUGAUCAACUAUGAAGCUCUGCGCGACCCCACGUUUGCCAUGUGGCUCGUCGUCAUUGUCUUCUCGUUCAUCGGCCUCUACGUGCCCUUUUUUUAUGUCGAGCAGUACGCCACCCACAUCGGCAUCGACGCCUCCACGGCCUCGUACAUGCUCAUCAUCAUCAACGCCGCGUCCAUCCCCGGCCGCAUUGUCCCGUCCAUGCUCGCCGACAAGUUUGGCAACAUGUCCAUUCUGAUGCCAGCCGUCUUCUUCUCGGGUGUCAUCACGGUGGCCUGGAUCGCCGUCCACGACGAAGCCGGGAUUGUCCUGGUGUCCGUCUUUCUGGGCUUGACCAACGGCUCCAUCCAAGCGGUCGUGCCUGCCACCGUGCCCUUCCUGUGCCCGGACUUGACCAAGCUGGGAACGAACCUCGGCAUGACGCUUUUCUCGGCCGGCCUGGGCAUGCUCAUCGGCAGCCCCGUGGCUGGUGCCAUUGUGGACCACCAGUCUCGCAGUGGCACGUCCACCGUGUACUGGGGCGCGUUCUUGUUUGCAGGCGUCACGACACUCGCUGGUGCGUUCCUCAUCGUCGUGGUGCGGCACAUGAAGGUGGGCUUCCGCCUGGUGAAGGCAUAA
Sporothrix brasiliensis 5110 is the source of this 1401-nucleotide messenger RNA. Its product is annotated as MFS monocarboxylate transporter. NCBI's taxonomy places the organism in Eukaryota, Fungi, Ascomycota, Sordariomycetes, Ophiostomatales, Ophiostomataceae. Gene Ontology annotation, biological process: transmembrane transport. Gene Ontology annotation, molecular function: transmembrane transporter activity. The transcript has a single exon. Bases 1 to 1401 code for a protein of 466 amino acids. Gene Ontology annotation, cellular component: fungal-type vacuole membrane. The record is from RefSeq and is a predicted model, not a curated record.